This is a messenger RNA of Solea senegalensis (Senegalese sole), 4825 nucleotides long. It is a transcript of the gene hck, whose product is annotated as HCK proto-oncogene, Src family tyrosine kinase. The transcript has 13 exons. Gene Ontology annotation, biological process: cell surface receptor protein tyrosine kinase signaling pathway; innate immune response; protein phosphorylation. Gene Ontology annotation, molecular function: ATP binding; signaling receptor binding; non-membrane spanning protein tyrosine kinase activity. The record is from RefSeq and is a predicted model, not a curated record. The coding region runs from base 230 to 1732 and encodes 500 amino acids. Lineage: Eukaryota; Metazoa; Chordata; Actinopteri; Pleuronectiformes; Soleidae. Gene Ontology annotation, cellular component: extrinsic component of cytoplasmic side of plasma membrane.
UCAGUCACACGCGCGCUCAGCACCAGCUUCCUCCUGCGCCUCCAGUGCGCUGCGCUGCGCCGCUCGCUCCACAUCUGCACAGAGAGACGCGGAGUGAAGAGGAUGAGAGACACAUGAGGGACAUGAGGACAUAUUCUUGGCACACAGUCAUCCAAACCUCGAAGAUCACACGCAGCAGCCGCAGAAAGGAAGAGUCGGAGUGACCGGUUAAACAGAGAGCGGAGGCACCAUGGGCUGUGUGGGCUCAAAGAAGGAGCACGAGAUUCACAGCAAAGACACGGAUAGAGAUGAGCAGCAGAACCGAGCGCAGGCGGCCCACUACGUCAAAGACCCCACCACAGGGAGCUCAGCAAACAGAGCUAACAAAACUCUGUCCAAUUCAUACGGAGAGAGUAUAGCCAUGGCACUGUUCGACUACGAGGCCAUUCACGAUGGAGACCUUGGCUUCAAGAAGGGAGAUAAGCUCAAGAUCUUGGAGGAAAUGGGAGAGUGGUGGAGAGCGAUGUUAGUCAGCACAGGUCAGGAAGGCUACAUCCCCAGUAAUUAUGUAGCCAAAGACACGCUGGAGUUGGAGGAGUGGUUCUUUAAGGGCGUGAGCAGGAAAGAUGCCGAGCGGCAGCUGCUGGCCCCAGGGAACAAAGUAGGAUCCUUCAUGAUCCGAGACAGUGAGACCACCGUGGGCAGCUAUUCUCUGUCCGUGAGGGACCAGGACGCCCAGGCCGGCGGAUCAGUCAAACAUUAUAAGAUCCGAACUCUGGACAACGGAGGAUUCUACAUUUCACCCCGCAUCACCUUCAGCACCCUGCAGGAGCUGGUCAGCCAUUACAAGAAGCAGGGAGAUGGUCUCUGCCAAACCCUGACCAACGCAUGUCUGAGUCCCAAACCUGAGAAACCAUGGGAGAAAGACGCCUGGGAAAUCCCUCGAUCUUCUCUCAAACUGGACAGGAGACUUGGUGCAGGCCAGUUUGGAGAAGUCUGGAUGGCGACGUACAAUAAGCACACCAAAGUUGCAGUGAAGACCAUGAAGCCUGGCAGCAUGUCUGUGGAGGCUUUCAUGGCUGAGGCAAACCUGAUGAAGUCGAUUCAGCACGACAAACUGGUCCGACUGCAUGCUGUGGUCACCAAGGAGGAGCCCAUCUACAUCAUCACUGAGUUCAUGGAGAAGGGUAGUUUAUUAGACUUCUUAAAGAGCGAUGAAGGAAACCGCAUCACUCUCCCCAAGCUCAUCGACUUCUCUGCUCAGACUGCAGAGGGCAUGGCCUACAUCGAGCAGAGGAACUACAUCCACAGAGACCUGAGGGCAGCCAACAUCCUGGUCAGCAAAGCAUUAGUGUGCAAAAUAGCUGACUUUGGCCUCGCUCGGAUCAUCGAAGACAACGAGUACACAGCCAGAGAAGGAGCCAAAUUUCCCAUCAAAUGGACAGCACCAGAGGCCAUCAACUACGGCUCCUUCACCAUCAAAUCUGAUGUCUGGUCCUUUGGCGUCUUAUUGACUGAGAUUAUCAGCUAUGGACGCACACCAUACCCAGGGAUGACCAACCCAGAGGUGAUCCGGUUCCUGGAGAAGGGAAGCCGAAUGCAGCGCUUGGAAAACUGGCCCCGGGAACUCUAUGACAUCAUGCUGGAGUGUUGGAAGAACAAGCCGGAGGACCGUCCCACCUUUGACUACCUGCAGAGCGUCCUGGGAGAUUUCUACACAGCCACAGAGAGCCAGUACCAGCAGCAGCCAUGAGACGCCACGUCUCCUGUGACAGUAUUGUUUUCGUCAUCAUUAGUAGCAAGUGCAAUCUUUUACAUGCAGGAGCUGCAGUCUCUCUUUCUGCUUGUCAAUCAUACACACGUGGUCAUUGUAUCUUAUGGUGGCUAAUUGAAAAAGCUACUCCAAGCCACCAGCGGCUAGGUGAAGUAACCAACCCAAAUACAGUUAAAGCACACAGCAGGAUAGUGUAUAAUUUCCCAUAUUAUAAACCGGGUUCCCACAGGUCCUUGAAAUCCUUGAAAGUUCAUUUGAUAUUUAGGUCAAUGUUUCCCUUGUUUGUUAUGACGCAACUGCUGUUUCGUGGCCUGCAUCGCUCGGUGUACGUAGACGAGGCCGACGCAGAUCAAACGUCGAGUCGUAAUUGGGAUUCCAUGCAGAACAAUGAGUGAGUAACGUUACGCAAGAGAGAGCAAAUGGCAUGAUGUCUGGGAAAUGAAAAUUCCAAGAUCUCUGUCUCACCAAAGAGAAUGACAAAGACUGACUUCGACCAAGAUCCCAAGGACAAUCACUCGUCCAGAUGCUGAGCGUGCUGCAAAUCAAUAAAAGUGGAUGCUCAAGCUGUGUCAGCACAUUCAGUGUUUUGGUCCUGGAAAGUGCUUGAAACAUCCUUGAAUUUUCUACCAAGGUGUGGGAACCCUGUAUAAAUUAUUCUGAUUGACUUUUCAAUCUAAAGAAAACAAUUUUAAACAUUGUGCAAGGUCACUGACCCUAAACUAGGGCUCACCCUAAAGAUGUUUCCAUUGGGCUCUUUAAAUCUAACAUUUUUGUAAUUAAAUAUAGCUUGUAAUUUUACCAAAAGAAUAAGCAAAGAAAGAUGUAUCAUUAUUUGUCAAUAUUGUGAUACCACAGUCCUACCUCAUACUUGGGUAUGGUGUGCAACACAGUCAAUACUGUAAGUGUUGAUGUUCUGUAAAGGUUCGGUCAUCAGUUGAUACGACUUCAUUAGGUGGAGUGGAUGUUUUGUUUUUUGUUUUUUUUGUUUUGUUUUUCAGAAAAGACCUUGAAUCAGUCUUUAUGAAUCCUGUAGAUGGGUGCAUACUGUAUGUGUUACAGCUAUAAUCUUUGGGAUUCUCGCCCCAACUGGUUGAGGCAGAUAAUCCACCAGCACUUGGCUUCUGUCUGUAAUGUAAACAGAUACAAUCAGCAUCCACUCCCGGGUCAGACGCCUCUGUGAUUGAGGUGCUUUUAUUGACUCCAGCUCCAUGUGGGAAUUUUCUUUUCUUUCAUCUUUAAAUGUACUAAGUUUAUUUUGACAGUCGUGAAGUUGUGAAUCCUUUCACACUUUGUGUUUAUCUUUAAUAUUGUACAUUUGUUUUCUUAUUUUAGUAAAAGGAAGGGUCACUGGCUGUGUUUGUUUUGGCUAAGGACCCAGGCAAUCCACUCCUGUGCCAACAGAACCUGCUCCUUUGCUCUGCCGUCGCCCGCCAUACCAUUUCUGUUCAGUCAAUAGCAUUACAACACCUUUGAAGACCUGUCUUCAUAACAUAGAGUUCCAGUAGCUGACAUCAAUCCAGUUACACAACAGAUGGAUACAAGGCGCGCAUUUUUUUAAAUCUAUUGAUCCAUAAGCAAUACCAGGCAAUGUGCCAGGCAACUGUUCACCGCUUGUGUUCAUAAAAAGUGAAGGUGGCAGAUUGUUCCACAAGCAAGUUCCCUUUCACUGGAACACCAAAGGUCCUGAGGGGCGGCGACGCUGGAUCACAGCCAUAAGAUGUGCUCAAAGUGAGCAUAGAUGAUGGAGAGAUGUGAAUCCACAGGCAAAGGACUUCAUAUCGAUACAGAAUCCAAUGUUUCUUAUGAAGUACUGCAGGUAUUGUGUCUGUUCCAGCUGUGUACAUGAAAGGAGUCACGACAAGGCUCAGUUAUAUCAGGUAUACAUCAGAUUCAACGUGCACAGUGAACUCUGCACUGGCGCUGUUCGUGUGUGUAGAGGCUUUUCUUGCCAACAUGGCUGUGUAAACACACAGUCACAUGACAUGACGUCUGGAGCUCUGUAGACUCAGGAGGUCAAAAUACCCAUAAACCUGUUCAACUGUAAAAAAGUACCUAUAGACUGUUAAAUGUACAGAGUUCGGUGGACUUCACAAAGUGCAAGACAAAUUGCUGAUUAUCCUUAUAUCUUUAAUUUAUAUUAUAUUAUAUAGAUUGUUCUUGUUUCAGCAUUACUCCUUGAAUGUGCCUUUCAUAGGGGUUGUUUCUUUCAGACUAAACAUUUACAAAUGAUUCUGUAUACAGAGACUAAUGCACAUAGGGAAAUACAAGGAUUUAGGAUUUGGGAAUUCAGGGGCAUUUCAAGGUACUUUGGGGACCCAAGUAAGGGGGGCCUGGGGGGAGGGCCCUUUACUGAGGUUUAUUAACUUCAUUAUUAUAAUUAUUAAUAUUAUUAUUAUUAUUGUUGUUGUUAUUGUUACUAUUUUACUUCCUGAAGCAUGACAGCACUGAGUGGAUCAUAUGUAUGGAAGUCAACAUGAGACAAUGGCUUUCCUCCAUUAUAAUUGAUUGCACAAUUAAAAUAUUAUCUAAACAUGUUUAUUUCCAAAUGUACAACUAAAAUUGGUGUUACAAAGACAGCAUACGUGUCAUGUUAGCUCAAUUUAAUUGACAUUAACUAAUAAUGCUUGCUGAUUCUCCUCACCCAUCAAAUGUCAUAAUAGAGAGAUUAUGAUGUGACACACAUUUCACAUGUUCUGGUCUUAUUUGUGUAUUUGUGCACUUACCACUGCAAUGAACAUCAUUGUAUGUUGAGCUAAUGAGUGAUUGUUUUGUUGAACUCAUGAAUAAUAACCAUGUUAUUUUGUUUCUACGCUUUUGUUUUCAGCAUAUUGUAAAUAUAAGAGUUAUAAGAGUUAUUGCACAGUCACACACUGCUUAAACGAUAAUGUGUUGAAGAUAUGGAAAAAUAAUGAAUUCAAAGAACUGAGGCGUGACAAUAUUGAAUGAAUGCCCAGUGCAGUACAUAUAUUCAUUAAGGUUACCUAUAUUUUCUUUGUCAGUGUUUAUCUUUGUGCUUGAUUAGACUCUGAUUUACUUUUAGACUUCUUUUCAAAUAAAUGAUUUUAAAACAAA